AUGUUCAAGACUAAAAUGAUAGAAAAUGAAUAAGAUUUUAUUUCUUCAUGUAAACAUCAAUAGGCAAUAUGCAUGGUUGUAUUUGAUCCAAAUUUGAACAAAAAUUAGAGACUAUUAUGUCCAAUAUGCUUAGCUGAAUUUGAAUCUGAUAAAAAAAUGAUAGGAAUAGCUAAAGUCAUGCAAAUGAUUUAAGAAAAUUAAAAUCAGAAACUAAUAAGAGUUGAAAACACUUUACAUUCUAAUAUUAACUUAGUGAAAUAAUUGUAAGAUAAUUUAAUCAAACUUCAAACUUUUACUCAUGAAAAACUAUAGAUGAUAGUUGUCAAUUUAGAGAAAUGGUUAUAAACUUUAUCAUCAUUAGGUUAAAAAUAUUAAUCUUAUAGUUUUUUUAAUGAACUAGAUAAUCUAAUAUAAAAUGAAGGAUAAUCUUAAACAGAAGAGUCCAAUAUUAUUCCAGAUAUUAGAGUCUUCUAUGAAUCAUAUUUUAAAAAAAUUGUCUAAAAUCUAAAAUUCUUCGAAUAAUUUGAAUAUUUUUAAUAAUGUUCAGAAAUUCUAUUAAAAAUUUCAGAUAUAUUUGAACAAUAAGGCAUUAGAAAUGUAAAACAGUUAAUAUAAUUCUAGGCAAUUGAACUACUUCAAUAAACAAGUAGCAUAAAUUUGAAUGCAAUUAAAUAGGUUGAGUUAAAUGAUAAUAAUAAAGAGAUAAAUGAAUCAAUAGAAAAAUUAUCCAAAAAAUUUGAAAUAAUACUAAAAAAUUAAAAAGAAUUACAUAAGGAUAAACAAGAAUUAUAAAAGCAUCUGAUGGAAUUAAUGCAUAAUCAAAAUUCAUUAAAAUUUAAUCUAGAAUAAUUACAAAAAAGUGAAAAGUAAUUAUUAGAUAGUCAAAAAGAAUUACAACAUAUUCAAUUACUAAAUAAGUACAGAAACUUAAUAAAUGAUAAGAAAGAAUUACAAAAUGAUUAUAAAUAUUUAUUUUAGAAACAUGAUGAUAUAAUUAAAAGCAAAAGAGACAUACAAAGUAGUAAUCGAGAUUUAAUAGUAUAAUUUGCAUAAGCAAAGACUCUCGAUAUUGAUUUAAAAUAGAUCACUGAUUAAUUAUCAAAAAAACAAAAAGAAAUACAAAAAAUUGAAUCAGAAAUAUCUAAGAUCUAAAGAGAAAUUUAGUUAAAUAAUAAAUAAUUCAACAAUCCUUAAAAAGAAUUACCAAUAGAUCCUUUUUAGUUAUAAAUGGAUCAUUAUACUUUACAAUUAAAUGAGUUAAAAAAAAAUCUUAAUUAAUUACUUGAUAAUCAAAAGUAAUUACUAGAUAAUAAAGAUUAACUAAUAGUUAAGUCUAGAUAAGUACAAGAUCAUGGCAAUAAUAUAUUUCAAGAGCUAAAUCAAAUCGAUGAAGAGGUGCUCAGUUUGAUACAAAAAUUAAUUUAAUUAACAAUUAAUAAGCCUAAUGAAACUUCAUGA
Paramecium sonneborni is the source of this 1458-nucleotide messenger RNA. The record is from the annotation of a GenBank genome assembly. NCBI's taxonomy places the organism in Eukaryota, Ciliophora, Oligohymenophorea, Peniculida, Parameciidae.